AGAAGGGCUCGCCGGCACUGUCCUACCGCGCAGGCGCGAAGGGAAAGGCGUGUGUCUAGAGGCGACUGCUGGUAUCUGAGGGGUCUGGGUUCGGGUUCUGCUCGGAGCUUCCGGGUUUUUCUUUUCUGCCUCCCACCCCCCUCCCAAUCUUCUAACGGUCGCCCACGAUGCCGUUAGAGUUUGAAUUGUGCCCUGGGCGGCUGAUCGGCGGAGACCACCCUUGCUUUAUUAUCGCCGAGAUUGGGCAGAACCACCAGGGAGACCUCGAGAUCGCUAAACAGAUGAUUCGCGUGGCCAAGGAGUGUGGAGCAGACUGUGCCAAGUUCCAGAAAAGCGAACUGGAGCACAAGUUCAACAAGAGAGCCUUGGAAAGGCCCUACACGUCCAAACACUCGUGGGGGAAAACGUAUGGAGAGCACAAGCGCCAUCUGGAGUUCAGCCAUGACCAGUACAGGGAGCUGCAGCGCUAUGCCAAGGAGAUUGGCAUUUAUUUCACAGCCUCCGGCAUGGACGAGAUGGCUGUGGAAUUCCUGCACGAACUGGAUGUUCCAUUUUUUAAAGUAGGAUCAGGAGACACAAAUAAUUUCCCCUACUUGGAAAAGACAGCAAAAAAAGGUCGCCCAAUGGUGAUUUCCAGCGGGAUGCAAUCGAUGAGCACGAUGCAGCAAGUCUACCAGCUGGUGAGGCCCAUCAACCUGAACUUCUGUUUCCUCCAGUGCACUAGUGCAUACCCUCUUCAGCCCGAAGAUGUCAACCUUCGGAUCAUAGAGGCAUAUAGAUCUGCAUUCCCAGAUAUUCCUGUUGGCUAUUCUGGUCAUGAGACUGGGAUAGCCAUUUCUAUCGCAGCAGUUGCCAUGGGAGCCAAAGUACUGGAGCGCCACAUCACACUGGACAAGACCUGGAAAGGAAGUGAUCAUCAGGCAUCCCUGGAGCCUAACGAGUUGGCGGAACUGGUGAGAAGUAUCCGGAUGGUGGAGAAGGCCAUGGGGUCUCCUGUCAAACGUCUCUUGCCCUGUGAAGUGGCGUGUAAUGAAAAGCUAGGAAAAUCUGUUGUUGCCAAAGUGAGGAUCCCGGAGGGCACCACGCUGACUCUGGACAUGCUUACAGUCAAGGUGGGAGAACCCAAAGGAUAUCCCCCAGAAGACAUCUUUGACUUGGUGGGCAAGAAGGUCAAGAUCAACAUUGAUGAAGAUGAAACAGUCACUGAAGACGCAAUUGAAAAUCAUGUGAAAAAAGUGAAAUGUUAAAAUGCAAGAAUUUCCGUAUGAUUUGCCAUGGGAAUACGCUGAUAUCAGAAUUGUAUGUUAGAACUGAAUGAAAGGGUCUUUGUGGGUGUGAAUCUUCAAGGGUGUUUUUUUUCUUUUCUUUUCUAUGAACAAAAAUGCAAGCAGAGGCUCUAAGAGAAACUGAGCAGUCUAGUACAUGUGGAGUAUCGUCAGACUUCUUGCUGAAGAACCUAGUUAGAACAUUCCCAGAUUUUCCAAAUGGCAGUAUGGGACUUUGGAGAAGAUAUUUUAGUGGGGGCAGGAUGAGUAGCAACUGUGAGUGUUGACUGUAGUAGAGCUCUUUGUAUUUAUGCAGGCCAUUAUGUGGUUUGUUUUUCUGGUCUAGUACUGAGACUUCAGCACAAGAAUUUGAUGUGCCAACUGGAAUACUGAACAGCUGCACUGUUGCUGAAUAACCUCCUCUGCGCUCAAACUAUUAUUUCCAGUCCUCCUUCCUAUCAGAUGGGUAAGGGGAAAAAACAACAUGAUUUUAAAUUGCUAUUAUCAUGUUCCACAGUCCAUUGUGUUAUUUAAUGGGAAGCAUAUUGCUGCUUGAGAUAUGUAACUUAGUUUGUACUGCUGUUGGAUCUGUACUCUACCAUUCUGCUUAGCAAAGUUCAAAGCCUUUCUGAAGCCUAAGGAGCCACUCAGGGUGGAAGAAAGCUCAAUUUUUUUUGCUGAGGUGGGUGGGUGGAUCAAAGCUGGUAUCCGUGAGGCACAUGGAUUCAAUUAAUCACAAGGCUAUAUUGGCUACUUAACCAAUCAGGGAAGGGAUUUGGGGCCAGAGAAUAUACUGUGGCUGCCGUCUUGAGCAUAGCCCUUGAGAAACAGUGCCAGUGGGACACUAGAGAUGUGCACUUGGCCUAUCCUGAGCUGAAAAAAUAUUUUUUAAAAAUACUUUAUUUGUAUUUUCUGGAUAUUUUUUUCAGCCAGAUAUAGAGCACGGUACUUAUUUGGCUAUCCAAAGACCACUAGAUAGAUGAAGUAAACAGUUUUAAAAGGAUUGCAGUCCUUUUAAACAUCUGGCUGAACUCGCUGCUUUAGAGUUCACUCACAGAAGGCAUUUAAAGGGACCACAAUCUCUUUAAUGGUCUCCCUCCCUCCAUUGGAAAUAAUGGAGGAUGGGGGCAGCUCUUUUGUGCAGUUCAGUUUAAAUCAGGCUGCCAACAGAGCCUCAGCAAAGCUUGUGGAGAGAAUCCUCAGCGGGGGCUGGUUCCUCUUUGCAGCUUGGUUUAAACUGAGCUGCAAAGUGGAGCCAGCCCAGGAUCGGUUGUGUUGGCGCAGAGCUUUCAGUUCCCGCUGUCCCAGCUGAUUGGGUUAAUUGGACCUCAAAAACAUUGGGAAUCUUGAAUAUUUCCCAAAUCUGAAUACCAUACUGAUAUUUUAGGUUUUGGCACAACCCUCUGUGCCAUCACUGACAAGGAUAUGCUUGUGAGCAUCUACGCUAAGGCCUCUCCUUUGAAAAAAUCAGAUUCUACAAUUAAAACAAACUUGCAUUAAAAUAAUUAAAUUCCAAGCCUUCCUACUCCUGUACCAUUUUCCCCACUCUGAAAUGGCUUUGGGGAGCAGCUGGUUACCACUGUGGUGCAUACCUGCAGGUAUCAAUGUGAUAGUCGUGGGAGUCUGAGCAUCACGCGGAAGAUCAGCCUGCUUAUGAUUGAGAUGUGUGGUAUGGUUGGAACCAUCUGGAUUUCUAGUAACAGACCUCAACUUUCUAGUGGAUAUACUGCGGGGUGUGCUUCUUAAAGGCCUUGAUGACAAAGAUCAUGGGCUUACAUUGGAAAGAGAGGGCCUAUGAAGACUGACUUCAAUUGCUUUUAAACAGAGCCCGGUAGGUAAGAAAGGGGCAUUGGGCUCACAGUGGCAGGCCUGAGCCGCCAUCCCCCCGCCCCCCAAUAUCAUCACAAUUGCAUAAGCUCUUGGUGGGUAAACUGAUCCUUUCCCCCCUCCUUCCUCCAUAUUUUUGAUUGUAUGGCUGAUGAUUGGCUGUUAUGUAGUACUUCUGCCUUAAAAAUGACUGCAAAAUAAUGGCUGGUGGAUUUUUAAAAUUCAGUUUUCAAUUAAAGUUAUCAGACAUA
Messenger RNA from Heteronotia binoei (common prickly gecko), 3343 nucleotides. RefSeq names its product N-acetylneuraminate synthase (gene NANS). Gene Ontology annotation, biological process: carbohydrate biosynthetic process. Bases 168 to 1247 code for a protein of 359 amino acids. NCBI's taxonomy places the organism in Eukaryota, Metazoa, Chordata, Lepidosauria, Squamata, Gekkonidae. Gene Ontology annotation, molecular function: N-acylneuraminate-9-phosphate synthase activity. The transcript is spliced from 6 exons. The record is from RefSeq and is a predicted model, not a curated record.